AUGUCCCGUCGUGUGUUUACUUCCGCGGUGCUGCUCCUCCUCUUCGUUAUGAUGUGCUGCGGCAGUGGAGCUGCCCCCACUGAGGCGAGUAAUUCAGGGAAAAGAAUCAUCUUUCAAGUAAAUGAAUCAUUUUCUGAUUCAUGGAACGAAUCUUUGGUACAAGCGUUUCAUUCGUUCCGUGCACCCUCUCUUGCUUACGUGAGUGGUUUUGUUGUGGCCACUGUUGAAGCGCAUUACAAAAACUCCACGGAUCAAAAAUCGUGCGUAAGUAUCGCUGCAAAGUCGAUGAUAAGCAGUGGAGGGACGUGGACAAAUGGAACUGCCGUCGUGUUUGAUCAUUACGACGUGAAAAUUGACCGCCUGUUGAGCCCACUACCAUUGCGAAUGGUAAUAGUUAUGAUACAAAUGCU
Messenger RNA from Trypanosoma cruzi, 410 nucleotides. RefSeq names its product trans-sialidase, putative. The transcript has a single exon. The annotation marks the transcript as partial. NCBI's taxonomy places the organism in Eukaryota, Euglenozoa, Kinetoplastea, Trypanosomatida, Trypanosomatidae. The record is from RefSeq and is a predicted model, not a curated record.